AUGGCACUGGGAGUUCCGGAGGCCCCGUGGAUCCUGUUUCUGGGGACCUGGUGCCACUUUAAGAUAUUUCCAAUUGGUCCUGGGUUCAUUCGCUGGAAGAGACGGUCCAACCCGAGGUUAAAAACACUGCUGAACGCCCCUUCCAACUGCAAGGUCAAGCAGCUGUCCAAACCACCCAAGGAGAAGCGGGAGCCCCGGACAGCAGACCCCAGCUCGCCGGGCCAGGACGCCCCCGUAUGUGGCCCCCUGUCAGCUCAGCUGGCUUCGCUGGCCUUUUCGCCCCCCCUGGCUCUCAACAGUUUAAGUUUCAAACGAAUUCCCUGUUUUUGCUCUUCCUCUUCGCAGGGCUGGGUGAGUCAGCCUGGCUUGGGUCGGAGUUGGGUGACAGCCGGCUCACCCUCCCCACUCCCCGGCACCAGGUCUGGGGAAGCUGGAAGAGGCGCUGGGACUACCAAAAAGUUACAGGCAGCGCUUGGAGGCAAGGAUCCCCUCCCAGGCUGUAUUGGGGGGUGGGGUGGGGACAGGGCUGAAGGUAAGAACAAGGGCUCUUUAUCAGCUGCCGGUUCCCCUCUCUCCAGGUUUACAAACACCUGGGCCUCCCAGCGUCUGUCAAGCCAGACUAGACCAUCAAAGACCACGUCCCCUUUUUCAAACCCAAACCAAGUAUCCUCUCUCUUCGUGCCUCCAGCGCUGCAGCCGCCCAGGUUGGGGCUGGGGAGCGGGUUGCCAAGGAAAAUACGAAGCGCCAGCAAGCAGCCGCUGGCUCCCAGCUCCCCCCAGGAGCGCACACACCCUCCACUCGCCGCGGUGGCGGCAAAGAGGGGAAGCGAGGAGGGGGAACGCAACACCUUCCCGGGGAGGGAGGAAUGGGGUGGGAAAUGGGUGGGUCUCCCAAGUUUCGGGGUGGGGGUGAACAGCCAGCCAAGCCACAGAUCCUCCGGGAGCAGAUCAGCCCCGGACCUGCCAAAACAGACAGUCCAGUGCCCGGGAAAUUUACAAGGUCCCGCAGCUUGGCGGGCAGCACCAGUCCGACGGCCGCUUUCGCCACCAGAUAGAUCAUCUGGAGAGGGAACACCACCAGCGCGCCCAGCCAUUUCCACACCAUCCUCCGCGCCGCGGAGCCGGGCAGGGCGGGGGGCGAAACUCCCCGAGCCGGACAAAACAGGAAUCGAAAAAGAAAACACCUCCAAACAAUAAUAAAUACACGGAAUGAGGGGCCGAGAGGCGUCCCACCUGGCCACUCUGGAAACCACCUCUUCCCAAGUGCAAGGCACCGGGUGAGAAAAAGAGAAAGAAAAAAAAAAGAAAAGGAAAAAGAGAAAUCCUCUUGGGGAGGAGAAAAAGCGUCUCCGAAGGUUGGGACAGUGAGAGGGGUGGAGGGGAAGCCGGAGGUGGGAAGUUCUAACAAGAAGUUUCUUGCCCCGGCCGCCGCUUCGGCUGGGGAAUUCGCAGGUAAUGUUUACAGGCUGACAGAGGAGUUUAGGCAGGGGAAGGGGGGGAAAAGGGCACCAACCACACGCGCGUACCCUGCUGCAGGCCCGCGGUUUCAAAGUGCAAGAUGAAAAAAAAAAAAAAAA
Myotis brandtii (Brandt's bat) is the source of this 1577-nucleotide messenger RNA. RefSeq lists its product as uncharacterized. The coding region runs from base 1 to 1197 and encodes 398 amino acids. Lineage: Eukaryota; Metazoa; Chordata; Mammalia; Chiroptera; Vespertilionidae. The transcript has 4 exons. The record is from RefSeq and is a predicted model, not a curated record.